AUGGGCAAGAGGAACAAAGGGCGGGGCGGGCAACGCGACCAGCCGCAAUGUCAUCCCGCCCAGCAGCCCCCUCAGCACCGCCUGGCGCAGCCGCAACAGCCGGAGGAUGGGAGGACGGAGGAUCCCGCAAGCUGCCGCGCUGCUCAGAACGCGGCGCAGCAGCAAGGACGCGCCGGCGAAAAAGGGGUCGUGGCGGCCGUACCAGUGCCAGUUGCCGCUGCCAACCCGCCCAGCAACGUGCCCCUCCAUGAUGGCACAGCAAGCAGCAGUGGAAUUUCGAGAGGCAGCAGUAAUUGGAGACGUCCCAAAACCCCCCCUCCCGUCCUCACUCCCUUCCUCCCUCUCCUCCCCCCUCCCUUCCCCCCUCCCUUCCCCCCCUUCCCGCCCCCCCUCCCCUCCCCCCAUCUUCUCCCUGCUUUCAGCUCCAUGGCGGCACAGCAAGCAGCGGUGGCAGCCAGAGAGGCAGCCGUGGGGGAGAGGGAGGACGGGGUGACGCAGAGGGAGGAGCGAGUGAGGGCGAGGGAGGAGAGGGCGAAGGAGAGGGAGGAGAAAGUGAGGGUGCGGGAGGAGAAGGUGAGGGCGCGAGAGGUGGAGUGGCAGAAGCAGAGAGGCGCAGCUGCUGUGUCUGCUACUACGGCUUCUGGUGGCGGAAAAGUUGCUUCAGAGGCAAAGAUGGCUGAUCUGUGCCGCAGGGAGAGGCAACUACAGGCAAACCAGGCAGCGGUGGCGGCGCAGCAGAGGCAGGUGUUUGAGGUGGAGCGAGAGCUGGCAGGGCGGGAGAGGGCUCUGCAGCAUGCGUGGGCGCAGCACCGCCUGCACCUGCAGACCAUGGGGUGGACUGCACGAGGGGGAUCGGCGCAGGGGCAGGGGCAGGGGCAGGGGCAGGGGCAGGGGCAGGGGCAGGGGCAGGGGCAGGGGCAGGAGGGACAGGGAUUGCAACAAGAGAAGGAACAAGGGGGCGCGGCAGUAGCGGUUGUAGGUGCGCCUGUGGCUUCUGGCUUGACUGGAAGGAAAGGGGAAGGGGGGGGAGGUGAUGGGGCAUCGGAUGUGGGAAGGCAGGGGAGCAGUGAGGGGCUUGUGGGACUGCAAGAGGGAGAAGGCUAUGGAGAGAAGAGGAGUGUGAGUGAAGGGGGUGCUGUUGCUGCUGGUUCUGCUGGUGCUACUGGUGCUGCUGGUGCUGCUGGUGCUACUGGUGCUACUGGCGCUACUGGUGCUACUGGUGCUGCUGGUGCUGCUGGUGCUACUGGUGCUACUGGUGCUACUGGUGCUGCUGGUGCUACUGGUGCUGCUGGUGCUGUUGGUGCUGCUUGUGCUACUGGUGCUGAAGGUGGUGAAGGUGGUGCUGGUGCUGCUGGCUUGGAGGGGGGUGGGGAGAGAGGGGCAAGAGCAGUGAUGGUGGGCGCAAGAGAGGGGGAGUCGGGAGGGGAAGGGGAGAAGGUGGAGGAGAGGCGAGGGUUGGCAGAGGAAGGGGAGCAGCUGCUGGGAAAAAAAGGGACAGGAAUGGAGGGGGAAGAUGAUGCAGGUGGUGUUGGGGAGGAAAGGGACGAGGGGCAGCAAAAUGUUGAGGAGGUUGACGUGGAGUCACACGCAGGAGGAGGGAGGGAUGCAGUGCGGGAUGGCAAUGAGGGUGUGGGAGGCCGCAGGGGUGCCGCAGAGGGUGGAGGGGUUGAUGGGGGAGAGGCAGAGGAAGAUAUAGAGGAGGAGACGAGGUUGGGAGGUCAGGAUAGGGCUGUGACGGGGGGUGGAGGAGCGGUGCAAGGGAAGGGGUCUAGAGAGGGGGCGAUGGAGGGAGAGGGGAGGGACGGAAAUGAGGCACGGGUUUUUGUGAAUGUGAGAGAGGAGGCUGAGGGAGGAGGCGAGGGGGAGCAGCGGGGAGAGGAAGAGGUGUUGCGAGAGGGGAGCGGGGGGAGAGGGGGGGUUGGGUCAUGGGGACAAGGGGGAGCAGAGGUUUGGGGAACUGGACAAGGAUUGGACAGGGAAGGAAGGGGAGGGGGAGAAUGGGGAUUGGGAAAGGGAGUAUCGAACAGAGUAAAGGAGCAGGGAUGGGCGGAGGGAGAGAAGGCCGAAUUGAGAGAAAGAUUUGAGGAGGGAUGGGGUGGGGGAGGGGAAGGUGCAUGGGGAAGUGAACAAGAGGAGGAAUCAGGAGGUGAGAGAAAAAGAUGGAGAGAUGAAGAAGGAGGAGGAUGGGGACUGGAUGGGGAGGGGAUGACAGGAGGAGCGAGCAAGGGUGGAUGGGGGCGAGGAGGUGGGGAGAAUCAGUGGGGAAUGGAAGGGAGCGAGGAGGGAUGGGCAAGGGGGCAUGGUGAGUGUGCACAAGGGAGGUCAGGAUGGGGCAUGGGGGAGAGUGGUUUGGCUCAGGGUUGGGGUGAGGAGCAGCAGAAGGGGGAGCAGAAAAAGGAGGAGCAGCAGAAGGGGGAGCAGCAGAGGGAGGAGCAGCAGGGGGGGGGUGGGUGGGAGGGGGAUGCGGAUGCGGGAAGGCCAGGAGGGAAUGGGAGGAAGAAGAAGAGGGCCAAGGCGAAGAGGCAGAGGCAGGAGCAGGUGCUCUCGUGUGGGCUCAACUGGGGUCGUGCUGGUGCAAGCGGGCAAGGCGAGGUGUUCACGGGGGGUCAUGCUCCCGGCCCUCCUCCUCCUGCUCCUGGCGCUCCCCCUCCUGCUCCUGGCGCUGCUGAUAAUGCCCCCCUUGCGCUGCCAGCUCCCCUUCCUGCAGCAUCAGUGUUGCCAGUUGGCCGUGCGAGGGACGCGGGAGAAGGGGAAGGAGCAAGGGUGGAGUCAUGUGGGCAGGAGGGAGGGCACCAAGUUGGGGGGGAUCAGAGGAGGCCGAAGCAGGAGGAGGAGUGGGAAGGGUUGGGGAUGGGCGUGCAGGGUGAUGGUGAUACCAGGAGGAUGCUGCUGAACUAUAGUGCUGCUGCUGAGCCAGGAGCCUCUGGACCAGCAGCAGCAACAAUGGGAGCACAAGUGAAGGUCGAAGCAGUGGUGACUGCAGAAGCAGGUACAGCACAGAGAGCAGCAGAGGCAGGUGCGGACGUGGCAGCAGGUGUGGUGACGGGCGUGCAAGAGUGCAGGGUGGCGGUGAAAACGGAGGCAGUGGGUGGGGAUGCAGAGAUGCAGGGAGGAGGCAGUGAGGGCGGGAUGGGGGAUGGGUGUGGUGGAGGUGUGGAGGGAACAAGGCAGGGAUUGGGAGGUGCGAUGGAUGAGGGACUAGGGGGCUGUGACGACCAGGAUCAGGAUCAGGGGCAGGGGCAGGGGCAGGGACAGGGGAAGGGGGCAGCGUGGAAGAGGAAGCAGAAGAGAAAGAGGAAGGCAGCUGCAAAGGCAGCAGCAGCGGAAGCAGGGACGAGCGAGGCCAAAGAAGCAAAGAGCUUUGCCACUUCUCUCUCCUCCCCCACUCCCCACUUCUUUUCCCCUUCUGCCUCUCCUCUUGUCCGCUUUCACCUAUCCCACGGCACAGCAGCGGAAGCGUUGGAGUCAGACGCACCGGGGCUGCUGCAGGUGCUGCAGCAGAGGGGGCUGCUGCGAGGCAUCCAGCUCUUCGACCUCGCCUUCAUGCGUGCAGCAGACGCAGCACCAACCCAUGAAGGCGAGGUCCAAGAGCUGCACACUGCCCCCCACGCAGGUCUCCUCCCCUCUCAGGGGGGGCAGCCGGGGGACAGGGUCGGUGGGGCUGAUGUGAGCCGUGGCAACGGGAAGGCGGGGCAGAGGGGGGAGAUAGGGGUGGAUGGGGUGGAUGGGGCGGAUGGGGUGGAUGGGGUGGAAGGCGAGGGGCAGGUGGGGUGUAAGAUGGAGUGGGGCGAGGGAGGGGUGGGUGCUGGGCCUGGCGUUUGGACAGAGCUCGAGUGCACGCACUCUGGUGAUGUGGGCGCUGGUGGUGGUGGUGGUGAUGCUGUGGCAAUGCCUCAAGCAGCAGCAGCAGCAGCAGCAGCAGGAGGAGCAGGAGCAGGAGAAGCAGCAUCAGCCCCAGUGGCAGUGCCCUCUGACUUUUCCGACCUGCAGAGGAUUCUGUCCAGGCUCUACUCGCACACGUGGGAGCGCCUGCCAGGGCAGGUGGGGGGGGCAGGGGGCGGAGCAGGAGCAUGGAAUCGGCCAGCGUACUGCGUGGAGAACCUCGUUGCGCUCAUCACCCAGGCACAUGCGGUGCAGCAGGCAGGGUGGCAGGUGUCGUGGGGCUGGUGUGGCGCCAUCCGUUGCUUCCUCUUUGUCUUCCCAGAUCACAACAGGGUCAUAUUGGAGGCACCAGAGUACGGCAAGGCCACUUACUUCUUUGAGCUGGAGGCGGGCGUGGCGGUGCGCUGGCAGCUGCAGCGCCUGCUCGCUGUCUUUGGCGCCGCCUCCGUGUCGCGCAUCGACGUCAUCACCAACCUUCCCCUCGAGGUUGGAGUGGACCUACCGGAGGAGGAGGCGGGGCGGUUGGAGCGGUACGGGUGGGUGCGGGGCACGGGCAUUGGGGAGCUGCUCAACUUCUGCGACCGCCUCCGCCACGACUACUCCCUCCAAGCUUCUCACACCGGCGCCCACAUUGGCGUGGGGCAACAGAGCGCGGAUGCGGGGAGGGAGGGUGAGAAGGGGAGAGGUGGGGAAGGGGAGGUGAAGGGAGGGCGAAAGGGGGCGUGGAGGAAGCGGGGAGUGCGGUUUGCAGUGGUGGAGAGGGAAGAGGCGUGCCACCCUGUGCUGGCUGCAGCAGAGGAGGCAGAGAGGGAGAGGGAGAGGAGGGAGAUGGAGGAGAGGGAGAAGAGGGAGCAGGAGAAGAAUAGGGGAGGGGAGGAGGAGGUGGGGCGUAGAGGAGAGUGUGCAGGGGAGAGUGAGGAACAGGCAGAGUUGGAAAGACAGCUCCGGCAAUACGAGCAGAGACAGCAGCAACGGAAGACAGAAGACGGAAAUGAAACGGACAGGAAAGAAGGAGGCUCUGAACUAAAUCACCACCCUUCUGAGCCUAGUUGCCAGCCACCACGGCACAAGCCUGAUUCCGAACCUACCAGGCUCGAUUCCGAGCCCGAGCCUGCGGGCAGAGUGGAGGCAUCACCAUGGGUGCAAAGCAUAGAGGAGUGGAAGAGGCGCAUUGCCCUGCGGCUGAGGGAGGGGCGGCAGCAGGGCCGGUGCUCCCGCCUGCACCGCUACUGCCAGCAGCGUGCCCCGCAGCACUCACAUGCCCUGAAGAGUGGUUUGCACAAUGGCCUGCAGGCUGAUGUGCAUGGGGGUUUUGAGGCGAGCAUACAGCCUGUUGUGGCUGCUGUUCUGAAGUCUCCUGAAAGUGCUGUGAUUCGGGGAGUCACUCAGACGGGUGCCACGUCACAGCAGAUUGACUGUGAUCAUGAGAAGCAGCAGCAGCAGCAGCAGCAGCAGCAGCAGCAGCAGCAGCAGCAGCAGCAGGGUGCAGUGAAAGAGGAGGAUUCUGACGACGACCUUCCCUUGCAGGCCCUUGUGCGGCAGCACCAGCAGAAAAAGACAAGGCGGGGGGAGGCGCAGCAGCAAGGGCAGAAAAAGGCGGAGGAGAGGCAGGAAGGGCAAGAACAAGAAUGUGGUGUUGCUGGCAAGAAUGGCGGAAGCAGGGGUGAAGUGGGGAGCACAGGAGGUGCCAGUAAGCACCAAGGACUGCUGUUGCAAAGGCCGAGUGAGAGUGUAGCAGUUGGUGCUGCAGUGACCCCCGCAGUUGGUGCUACAGUGACGCCUUCAGUUAGUGCUGCGGCUGCAGCGAUAGGUGCUGCAGCGCACGUGAUCGGGAGCUCAGUGCACAGCGUGACAGGCAGUGCUGCAGGUGCAGACGGCAAAAACACCGAGCUGUACCAAAGAAUGGAAGGGACUGCAGGCAACGAGGCCGUUGAGGGGGCCCAUGAGGAGGCGCAGGGGCUGCUUGUAGCGGGGAUGGAAGCAUGGGAAGGGUUGGAUGCAAGGGGCCCUCUGGACGACUGGGUGGAGCAGGAGGAGGGGGUGAUGGGUGGAGAGGUGGAGAUCGUAGGCGAUGGAGCAAUGGGAGAGGGCAGGGAGGGGGAUGGAAGAGAGAUGGAGGUGUUGCCGAUGCAGGCUGGGAUGUGCAUGGCAGCAAAUGUCGUGGUUUGA
Molecule: messenger RNA, 6051 nt
Organism: Closterium sp. Naga37s-1
Lineage: Eukaryota; Viridiplantae; Streptophyta; Zygnematophyceae; Desmidiales; Closteriaceae
Source: the annotation of a GenBank genome assembly